Messenger RNA from Harmonia axyridis, 1619 nucleotides. RefSeq names its product phosphatidylinositol N-acetylglucosaminyltransferase subunit A (gene PIG-A). The coding region runs from base 139 to 1467 and encodes 442 amino acids. The transcript has 8 exons. NCBI's taxonomy places the organism in Eukaryota, Metazoa, Arthropoda, Insecta, Coleoptera, Coccinellidae. Gene Ontology annotation, biological process: GPI anchor biosynthetic process. Gene Ontology annotation, molecular function: phosphatidylinositol N-acetylglucosaminyltransferase activity. The record is from RefSeq and is a predicted model, not a curated record. Gene Ontology annotation, cellular component: glycosylphosphatidylinositol-N-acetylglucosaminyltransferase (GPI-GnT) complex.
AUCUGCGUUGACAUAAUUGAUAACUUUAAUUCAAUAGAUAACAAAUCCUGUUUACAUAAUUUCAUAACCUACAAAUAGAAAAUAAUUAUGAUUUGUUUUGAUAGUUGAAGUUAUUAUUUCCUAAAUAACGAAUAUAUAAUGGAUUGCCAAAGGAUUUGUAUGGUCUCUGACUUUUUCUUUCCGAAUAUGGGAGGAGUAGAGGAACAUAUUUACAAUUUAUCCCAAUGUUUGCUACAGAAAGGGCACAAAGUAGUUAUUUUAACCCAUAGUUAUGAGGAUCGUGUUGGCGUUAGAUAUAUGACCAAUUUUCUUAAAGUUUACUAUUUGCCAAUAAGAGUAUUUUAUAAUCAAUGCAUAUUGCCAACCAUGAUCGCUAACAUUCCUCUAAUCAGAUACAUCUUUAUAAGAGAAAGAAUUACGAUUAUCCAUGGACACUCGGCUUUUUCAGCUCUAGCACAUGAAGCUAUGCUUGUUGGCAAUCUUAUGGGACUGAAGGCAGUAUUCACUGAUCAUAGUUUAUUCGGAUUUGCUGAUGCUAGUGCUGCUAGUACCAAUAAAUUAUUGGAAUUAUCCUUGGUUGCAUGUAAUCAUUGUAUUUGCGUAUCUCAUACAGGGAAAGAAAAUACUGUGUUACGUGCUCGAGUUGAUAGAAAAAGAGUAUCUGUAAUCCCCAAUGCUGUUGAUACAUAUUAUUUCACUCCUGAUCCUAGUCAAAGAUCAACAAAUCAUGUUACAAUUGUUGUGGUGUCAAGAUUGGUAUAUAGAAAAGGAGUUGAUUUAACUGCCCAAAUUAUACCAGAGAUGUGCAAUAAAUUUGAAGAUGUUAAUUUCUUGAUUGCGGGAGAUGGACCAAAAAGAUGGUUGUUAGAAGAGAUAAGAGAGAGAAAAGGUCUCCAAGAUCGAGUUACUCUAUUAGGAGGUUUGGAGCAUUCUCAAGUUAGAAAUGUCCUAGUGAAAGGACACAUAUUUUUGAAUACCUCUUUAACAGAAGCUUAUUGUAUGGCAAUUGUUGAAGCUGCAUCUUGUGGUCUGAAAGUUGUGUCAACAAAAGUGGGAGGAAUACCAGAGGUCUUACCUUCAGAUUUGAUAUAUUUAGCAGAACCAACAGUCAGUUCCAUAGUAAGAGAAUUGUGUAGUGCAAUAAGAGAUUUGAAAUUAGGCAAAACAAUCUGUCCCUAUGAAUGUAACAAGAGGAUCAGAAGUUAUUAUAAUUGGGAAAAUGUAUCAUCAAGAACAGAAGUUGUUUAUGGAACAAUUUCACAAGAAUCUAAACAACACUUGGGUAAAAAACUGAGAAGCUAUCUCUCAAGUGGAGUGUGGCCUUUCUUAUUGGUGGUGAGUUUAUGUUACUUGAUAAUACAGUUCUUAGAAGUUCUAGUGCCCAGAACCAACAUAGAUUAUGCAAGGGAUAUUAAAUUAAAAGAGAAGAAAAUUAAAAAGUUUCUUGAAAAUGAAAACACCAAAUAAUAUUAAUUUUACACAAAUGAAGUUUUAUAGUUUUAUGUUGUUAUUUUAUGUCUCGACUUUGAAAAAAUCAGAAGGAGUAUAAAUUAUUUUUGGUACUGUCAAUUUCUAGUCUUUUGCUAAUGUAUUAUGCUGGCAAUAAAUUUCUCAUAUAA